Molecule: messenger RNA, 1301 nt
Organism: Syngnathus acus (greater pipefish)
Lineage: Eukaryota; Metazoa; Chordata; Actinopteri; Syngnathiformes; Syngnathidae
Gene: masp2
Product: mannan-binding lectin serine peptidase 2
Exons: 5
Coding region: 39-956 (305 amino acids)
Molecular function (GO): serine-type endopeptidase activity; calcium ion binding
Source: RefSeq, a predicted model, not a curated record
AUCCAUGUUUUUUUCCCCCCUAACAGAUAUUCCUUAAAAUGGUUGCACUCACACAUAAAUGUGAUAGUAGCGGCUGCGUAUUUGUCCUAUUCUGCUUUUUCCAUGUGUCGCUGAGUGUGGAAUUGACAGGCUUAUACGGCAACUUUACCACCCCAAACUUCCCCCAGCCAUACCCUGACAACACAUACAUGGAGUGGAACAUCACUCUCCCACAGGGCCACAGGGUCAAACUCUAUUUCACCCACUUCAGCAUUGAACCCUCAAAUCUGUGCGAAUACGACUACACCCAGGUUUUGGCAGAGGGCAAUGAUACCGUGAGGUUUUGUGGAGAAGAAGAGAAGAACGAUGAAAGUUCCCCGAGGAACACCGUCAUCCUGUCAGCCGGCAACCGCAUGUCAGUGGUCUUUAGGAGUGACUACUCUAACGAGGAGCGAUUCACUGGCUUCCAAGCAUUUUACACCUCUGAAGAUAUCAAUGAGUGUCAGUCCAGUAUGCAUGAGGGGAGAACUUGUGACCAUUUCUGCCACAAUUAUAUUGGUGGCUAUUACUGCACAUGCAAGCCAGGAUAUCUUCUUCAUCUCAAUAAAAGAUCUUGUACAGUGCCAUGCCUCAGCCAAAUGUUGACCAACCUGUCAGGACAUCUGACAAGUCCAGGCUACCCAAACCCAUAUCCGCCCAUGAGUCACUGCAACCAUACCAUCCGUCUUUCGGUGGGCUACAAAAUAAUCCUGGACUUUAUGGAGCCUUUUGACAUAGAGGGGCACCCAGACGUCCCCUGUCCAUACGAUAUGUUGAAGGUUUCGACAGCGGUACGAGAAUACGGACCGUACUGCGGAGCGACAAAACCAGACAGCAUCCAAGACGGAAGUCAUCAAGUAAAUGUUGCAUUCAGGUCUGAUUCAAGUGGGAAAAACACAGGAUGGAUGAUCAAGUACACGAGUAUGAAGUCCAACUGAAACUUGAAUCUGUAGAGCACGGGUGACAAACCUAAGGCAGAGGCGCCAAAUCUGGCCCGCCACAUCAUGUCAUAUGGCCCACGAGAGCAAAUUAUCUGCAUCGAUUUGACUUUUCUUGCUAAAAUAUCCAAGUUACCCAAAUUGUCUUCUCUUUUUAAAACCUUAAGGUAUUUAGUCAUGAUGUAGCCAGUAACAAAAAUGUGUUUGACACCCAUGGUUAUGUAUUGUAGACAAAACAAUAUUUGGUGUCGAGGUAUUUUUGUUGAAUUGUAUAUUUUAUGGGAAUGAAGAAUGCCCUUGGUUUCACAAUUGAGACCAUAUUUAAAAUAAAAUGUUUUAUGAUGA